GUUUUCUCGGCGCUUCAGCAUUGACAUCAUGGUGGCACAGAGGCAGCCUCCGUUGGUGCAGACGCUGCUCCUGGACAACUAUGACUCGUACACGUACAACCUGUACCAGAUGCUGUCCCAAGUGAACGGUCUGGAGCCCAUUGUGUACACGAACGACGCGUUCCAGGGCAACUGGGACGUCGCGUACGCUGCAUUCUUGGAGCACGUCGCUCAAGUGCAAGCGGCGCAUCGUCACGCGGAUGUUCACGUGAACAUCGUGCUGUCGCCUGGACCAGGUACGCCCACCAAGGUAGAAGACUUUGGCUUGUGCGCCGCCGCCAUCUUGAAGUCUCCGCAUGUCCCGAUCCUCGGGGUGUGCUUGGGCCAUCAAGGCAUGGCACAUCUGUACGGCGGCAACGUCGAACGCGCGCCGACUGUCAUGCACGGCCGCACCAGCCGCAUCCAGCAGAAUAGCAACUCAAGCAACGACCCGUUCUUCUUUGGCAUCCUUCCAACGUUUGAAGUCGUGCGAUACCAUUCGCUGCUCGCAACGUCGUUGCCCGUGGCCACGCUCGAGAUUUUGGCGUCGACGUCCGAAGACGACCUUGUGAUGGCAUUCAAGCACCGAACUUUCCCCCAUUACGGUGUUCAAUUCCACCCAGAAUCCGUCUGCAGUGAGUUCGGGUACCAGUUGCUGCAGAACUUUCGAGACAUUUCUAGUGGCGACGCGUGCCAGCCAUGCUCCCUCCACCACGCCCCUUCGUCGGCCCUCAUGCAGUCCGCCAAACAGUCGGCCGUCAAAGAGCCAGCAACUACCUCAGCAACUGCAUCGCCGCUAGUCGACACGUACCACGUGCUUGUGACGUCUGUAGAAAACGUUGCUGUGGACACUUCGAUCGUGUUUGAGAAGCUGUAUGGCCAAUCAAGCCAUUCAUAUUGGCUGGACAGUAGCAACAAUACCCGGUUCUCGUUCAUGGGAGAUACCGCUGGCCCUUUGGCGAAACACGUGGCGUACGACAAAUGGACCAACACUGUGACCAUAGACUCCACCACCACGUCAAGCCUGACGAUCUUGGAGUUUAUCCGGAUGGAAUUGGCCAGUAUGCACGUCCACGACGACUCGCCGCACUUGGCGUCACUCCCGUUUGACUUUCGAGGCGGGUUUGUCGGGUACUUUGGCUACGAAGUAUUAGGUGUGGACCGUCGCUCCGACUUGGCCGUCCAUCCACCAGCAGACCUAGCCGUCCCAGACGCGUCUUUUGUGUUUGCCGACCGCGUGGUGGUGUAUGACGCUCUUGACCAGCACUGGUACCUCCUCGUGGUAACUACUGAUCAAUAUAUGGACGCUGGUCGAAGCUGGAUGGCUACGACGGCAGCUACCUUGCAAGCCAUGACGCCAAUCCAACCACCAAGGCAUAAAAUGGAAUCGUUUGAGAACCCGAUCGUAUUCCAGCCCAGUCGUAGUCGUGCCACGUACGAAGCCAACAUUGCCACGGUGCUGACUGAGAUUCAAGCUGGAGAAACGUACGAAGUGUGUCUGACCAACCACCUGAUUGCAAACGUCAGCAUCACGCAACCCCUAGCCUUUUACAACACGCUGCGAACGCUCAACCCAGCGCCGUUUGCCGGGUACAUUUCGACCCCGUCGUUUAGCAUUUGUAGCUCGUCCCCCGAACGCUUCAUCGCAGUUAACAAGCACAACCACAUCGAGUCCAAACCCAUCAAAGGCACGCGAAAGCGCUGCCAAGACACAGACCAAGAUGCCGCCAUCGCCGCCGAACUCGCAACCUGCGUGAAAGACCGCGCCGAGAACAUGAUGAUCACUGACCUCGUGCGCAACGACUUUGGCCACGUGUGCACCGUCGGCAGCAUCCACGUGCCAAAGCUCAUGCAAGUCGAAUCGUUUGCGACGGUCCACCAGCUGGUCACAACUGUCCGGGGACAGCUCCGCCCCGCCGCCAACGUUGUGGACGCGAUCGCCGCGACCUUCCCGGGAGGUUCCAUGACGGGCGCCCCCAAGAAGCGCACGAUGGAGCUGAUCCGCCGUGUGGAGCAGCACCCGCGGGGCGUCUACUCGGGGGCGAUGGGGUACCUGUCGCUGAAUGGCGCGGCGGACCUGAACAUUGUCAUCCGGACGGCGGUGGUGACCCCCCACCACGUCACGAUCGGGUCGGGCGGCGCCAUCGUCGCGCUAUCCGACACGGACGAUGAGUAUGACGAAAUGCUGCUCAAGACACAGGCGCUGCGGACUGCCUUGGCGGCGUACACCAAUCAACCUGUGACCGUCGAUGUCACCCGUUCGUUUUAUGGGUUGUAAACAGUCACGAAACGAGACAUUUUAACUAUGUGCAAUCUCAGUACAUUGUUAAAGGGGGUGUCACCCCCCCC
Molecule: messenger RNA, 2367 nt
Organism: Aphanomyces astaci
Lineage: Eukaryota; Oomycota; Saprolegniomycetes; Saprolegniales; Verrucalvaceae
Product: aminodeoxychorismate synthase
Exons: 1
Coding region: 29-2296 (755 amino acids)
Biological process (GO): L-tryptophan biosynthetic process; folic acid-containing compound biosynthetic process
Source: RefSeq, a predicted model, not a curated record